Rhizophagus irregularis DAOM 181602=DAOM 197198 is the source of this 472-nucleotide messenger RNA. The record is from RefSeq and is a predicted model, not a curated record. Lineage: Eukaryota; Fungi; Glomeromycota; Glomeromycetes; Glomerales; Glomeraceae.
UAGGUUUAACCGGUUUCUUCUUUUCUUUGGAUUUUCUGGUGACAACCACUUUUCUUUUAAUGUCCUUAAACUAUUGAUUUAUAUUAGUUCUUUUAUUUUAUUUUAUUAGCGUGUGAAAAUAAUCGCUUGUUUUUUAGUAUUUUUACGUAUCUAAUAUUAUAGUACUUUAUCGAUCAAAAAAAUAAACCCAAAAAAUUACCUAAUAAUGAGAUUAAUGAAAACUUAUAUAAAUUCUAGUACAAUUAUAUUAUCAUUUUUACUAUGUGUGUUUAAUGCUUCAGAAUCUUUACUUGUUGGUAUAGCAAAUUUAAGACAAGAAACAAAACCGAACUCAACAAAAAUAAUAUUUUUGGUAGAAUUGGUCAAAAUCGUCGUAUCGAUUAUAUUACUUUCAAUAGAAUUAGGAUGUUUUUCAGGAGGAAUAUCACAGGAAACAGCAUUUUCACAAUAUCGAAAGUCCAAUUCAAUAAUC